AUCCGUAAGGUCUUAAUCUGGGAAACGGGGGUAAAUACAUCUACAAGAACAAAUUAAGCUGGAAAGAAAGAAGAAAAUGGAGGAACUGAAGGAACUUGAAGAAAUACAGAGUAUGAUCAAUUUCAUGGAAUCUCAUCACUUUAUUUCUCACACUUCUUCCUCUUCCUCUUCCUCUUCUCAUUCUGAUUCUCACCGUUUCCUUGCCAAUUUCCUCCUCUUUCUGAUGGAACCCUGUGGUAAACUAAGCAUUCAAGACAAAUGCAAUUUAAUUUCCCAUCAUUUGUUUAAGAUUUCUCCGUCUUUUAUUGAGAAAGCAUUGGUGGUUCUGCCUGGGAAAGAAAUGGGUGUUUUUAAUGAAUCAUUAUCUGCUAAGGAGAAUACUGAUGAACUUGAAGGUGUUCCUGGAUUAGAAACAAAUUAUGGAAGUGAAGACAUGGCUUUAAUUGGACUGGAUGCCAUGCAGCGUGCGAAUUCCACUCUUGAAGACUUUUGCAGGUCUUACUUUAUGUUCCACAGGUUGGAUGUGAAAAGGCCUGAAUCCAUUUUUAAAUACUUGCCUAUGCUUUCUUUCACUGAAAGUUAUAUCUACCAGUUGGACACUUUGAAUGAGAAGAUGAUUGCUUUAACCACUAACAAAGUAACUGUUCAAGAAGGAAGAUCCAAUUAUGAAGCUUGUUCUACUAUUCCACAAAGAUUUGGAAAAAAUUUUAUAUCAGAUCCAUUUCAGCCACUUAAGAUUCUUCUUCAGUGUAAGGGAUUGUUGACAGAGAGGAUCAAAGAAGAACUAAAAUGUGGAGAGGAGUAUUGGGCUUUAGAAAGGAAGCUUUGUGGUGCAUCAGAACAAAUUGAGAUUUUAAAAGAAGAUGUCUUGAGGGCUAUUCAUCUCAAGUCUUUCGAUUAUCGAGUUUUGAAUCUUCUUUUGUAUCAGCUGCGAGGAGAAGAGGUCAAUGAUCUGCAUAUGGAAUUCUUGUCGGUCUCAGAGUUUCUAGUAGAGAUAUCAGAUGAUCUGUUUGACUAUGAGGAGGAUGUAUUGGAGAAUAACUUCAAUGUAUUACGCAUGUUUGUCAGAAUAUAUGGAGCUUUAACAGCGCCGUCAAUGCUAGCUAAAUGUAUUACCGAGGCUGAGGAGAAGUACGAGAAACUGUCAAGAGCAUUGAAUUCACAACUUUUUUCGUGUUACCAAAAACGAUGUGAAGAAGCCACCAGAGAAGGUGGAAAGAUAUCUGGAUAUCCUCUUGGAUCAUGGACUAUCCCACCUCUUAUUGUAGAUGAGGAACUAUAUAGAUCUAACAUCCAAGAUUCUUCUUGAUUGCUGAUGUGGAUCAACGGAUUGACGACCUCAUUGUGGCUUAUAGGGAGAUAAUAUUAAAAUCACGACUUCGAUUCACAAUUCAAUGAUUUUACAUCAAAAAACAAAUGAGUUAUCUGGAUUAUGGUAUGAUUUUAAUGAUGGUAGAAUCUUACGAUCCUAAUUGAAAUAAACAUUAUAUACA
Molecule: messenger RNA, 1493 nt
Organism: Amaranthus tricolor (Joseph's coat)
Lineage: Eukaryota; Viridiplantae; Streptophyta; Magnoliopsida; Caryophyllales; Amaranthaceae
Exons: 14
Coding region: 77-1309 (410 amino acids)
Source: RefSeq, a predicted model, not a curated record